GUGUCCUCCUCCGGAGGCAGCCUCUUCGCCGCCAUUCAUCCUUCCCAAACCCUAGAAAGUCGAUCUUCUUCAGCCUCUCAAUCCCAAGCUCCGGAGCUCCAAAUUCAGCAAUUUUUUCCUCGCGAUGAUGCUGAGGAUCGGUGUCAAGAAGCUCGCCGGACUGGCCCCGCGGGGCCCCCCGUCCGGGCCGGCCCGGGCGGCGGUGCCGCCGCCGCGGCUGUACCACGAGCGGGUGGUGGACCACUACAACAACCCCAGGAACGUCGGGUCGUUCGACAAGAGCGACCCGACGGUCGGGACGGGGCUGGUGGGCGCGCCGGCGUGCGGCGACGUGAUGAAGCUGCAGAUCAAGGUCGAUGAGGAGACCGGGAAGAUCGUGGACGCUCGCUUCAAGACCUUCGGCUGCGGGUCCGCCAUCGCGUCGUCCUCUGUCGCGACCGAAUGGGUGAAAGGGAAGCAGAUGGAGGAAGUCGUAUCCAUUAAGAACACGGAAAUUGCAAAGCACCUCUCUCUUCCACCUGUUAAGUUGCACUGCAGCAUGCUUGCUGAGGAUGCAAUAAAGGCAGCCGUAAAAGAUUAUGAAGCUAAACGUGCUAAGUUGAAUGGAAGCAUCGAUAAUGCUAAGGAUGCACCUCUUGAGAAGGCGGCUGAUGCCUGAAGCUGUCCAUGAAAUGAUGAUGAUGGUACCUCUGAGAAGGUGGCUGAUGCCUGAAGCUGUCCAUGAUGAUAGCAAUAUAUACAAAACCGUAUCUCGUGGCUUGAAGUUGUAAUAACGGACUUGGAAAAUGUAAAGAAUACUUUUUCAUAGUAUUUUCUGAGAACAGGAGCCUUUGUUGUUGAUAUAUGUCAGGUAUGGCACGUUCUUGGCUCGUUGGUCGUGGA
Molecule: messenger RNA, 882 nt
Organism: Syzygium oleosum
Lineage: Eukaryota; Viridiplantae; Streptophyta; Magnoliopsida; Myrtales; Myrtaceae
Product: iron-sulfur cluster assembly protein 1-like
Exons: 3
Coding region: 125-658 (177 amino acids)
Biological process (GO): intracellular iron ion homeostasis; iron-sulfur cluster assembly
Cellular component (GO): cytoplasm; mitochondrial matrix
Molecular function (GO): ferrous iron binding; 2 iron, 2 sulfur cluster binding
Source: RefSeq, a predicted model, not a curated record